This is a messenger RNA of Penicillium egyptiacum, 279 nucleotides long. Lineage: Eukaryota; Fungi; Ascomycota; Eurotiomycetes; Eurotiales; Aspergillaceae. The record is from the annotation of a GenBank genome assembly.
AUGAAGCAGUUGAGCAGGAUGUCAACGUCACAGUUACCGCCACAAGAGUGCAUUCCCAAGCUGGGCCGCUUUUCCUCACGAGAAGAGGGCGAGUAUCUUACACAAGUUGCUGAUCUCAUGGAGCGACAUGCCGAUGAGCUCGCGUAUUUGGGAGCAGUGUGCAACGUGAAGCCCGUCAAGCUGUUCUGUGGGUAUGAGUUGCCACAAGCGGUCAACAUUUUUAGAUGUAAGGUUUAUCCAAUGGCAAACAACCUCGAAGGCAGAGGAAUAUUGAUCUAA